AACUGCUUAAUUUUGAUCUAAAAAUCUUGAAGCCCUAUCGCGGUCUCCGGUUCCUCCCGAUAGUUAGCAGUUCAGUCCGCUAGACCACUCUCCAGCCUCCAACCGCCCGCCGCACAACCUGAGUCGCAUAGCCUAGCUGCACACAUCUAAAGUCGCCGGCCCUCCACCUGCGAGAAGUUUCGUAGUCAUCCGCGUUCUCCAGCCUAGCGGCGCCGUACGCCUCCCUUCAAUCGAUUCAACGAGAAGACAUUUCAUUCUUCAAUUUAGCUAUUUCCUUCCAUUUACCUGAAACAGAAAAGAGAAAGAUGAACAAGAAAGAGAUACUAAAACUAGCAAAAGGUUUUAGGGGAAGAGCGAAGAACUGCAUUCGUAUAGCAAGAGAGAGAGUGGAGAAGGCCUUACAGUAUUCCUACAGAGACCGUCGCAACAAGAAGCGAGACAUGCGCGCUCUCUGGAUUCAACGCAUCAAUGCCGGCACCCGCCAACAUGGUGUUAACUAUGGGAACUUCAUGCAUGGUCUGAUGAAGGAGAACAUUCAGCUGAACAGGAAAGUUUUGUCAGAGUUAUCUAUGCAUGAACCAUAUAGUUUCAAGGCCCUCGUAGACAUAUCUCGUAAUGCCUUUCCUGGAAACAAAAAUGUGGUACUUCCUCCCAGGAAGGUAAACGUUUCAAUUAACGUGUAACUGGUAGUUUUGGUUGCUCAUCCUUUCACUGCCAAUCUGGUGUUUCUUCUGAAACAAACCUUUGAAUAAUUGGACUUGUAUGUUUCAUACUAAGCAACUUCUUUCAUUUUUAAGUGUCUGUUUUGCUUCCA
Manihot esculenta (cassava) is the source of this 814-nucleotide messenger RNA. Its product is annotated as 50S ribosomal protein L20. NCBI's taxonomy places the organism in Eukaryota, Viridiplantae, Streptophyta, Magnoliopsida, Malpighiales, Euphorbiaceae. Gene Ontology annotation, cellular component: ribosome. Gene Ontology annotation, molecular function: structural constituent of ribosome; rRNA binding. Bases 306 to 683 code for a protein of 125 amino acids. The transcript has 3 exons. Gene Ontology annotation, biological process: ribosomal large subunit assembly; translation. The record is from RefSeq and is a predicted model, not a curated record.